AUGUACAACGCUCUCUCUGGAAUUGGAGGAGCCGGUCAGCUAGACACUACUACGUCCGCCAAGGGUCACAUCGCCCUCGCGUCUGUGAGCGCAGUAGGAAACAUUUUUGUCGCCCCUAUUGUGACAAAUAUUUUGGGUCCAAAAUGGACUAUCUUCAUCGGCGGACUGCCAUACGUUCUCUAUGCUGGAUCUCUGUUGGCAUAUAACCACACCUCGAACCAGGGGUUUGUCAUCGGUGCGAGUGCUAUCCUGGGUGUUGGAGCAUCGCUACUAUGGAUUGCCCAAGGUUCAAUCAUGACCGGCUAUCCGUUGCCACAACAGCAUGGCAGGAUGAUUGGAAUUUUUUGGAUUAUUUUCAAGUAA
Molecule: messenger RNA, 363 nt
Organism: Penicillium daleae
Lineage: Eukaryota; Fungi; Ascomycota; Eurotiomycetes; Eurotiales; Aspergillaceae
Exons: 1
Coding region: 1-363 (120 amino acids)
Source: RefSeq, a predicted model, not a curated record